GUUUUGAGGGCACUAACACGCCUAUUGCCUUUUAUAGCUCCGUCUCUCAGUGAUCCAUAGCCUAAGGUCACUGAGAGCCGCCGCCUCUACUCCUCAUCCCUUCUCUCUGUCUGUACUAUGCAGGAUAUGAGAAAUAUAGGAUGUUUAGGUGAAAUGUUGCAUAAGAUUGAGGAAGUGAUAGAUCUCUCCUCUCGAGUAGGUAUUUUGAAGCAGACCUCCAACAAUUUUUUUCUUGUCUUUUUUUGAGUUGUGAAAUUUAGAAAACAGUCAAAAUGGUGAAGUUCACAGCUGAUGAGCUCCGCAGGAUUAUGGACUACAAGCACAACAUUCGCAAUAUGUCGGUUAUUGCCCAUGUUGAUCACGGGAAGUCCACACUUACUGAUUCUCUUGUCGCUGCUGCUGGUAUUAUCGCUCAAGAAGUUGCUGGUGAUGUUAGAAUGACAGAUACCCGUGCUGAUGAGGCUGAGCGUGGUAUCACUAUCAAGUCCACCGGUAUCUCUCUGUAUUAUGAGAUGUCUGACGAGUCUUUGAAGAGCUACAAGGGAGAGCGGAAUGGCAACGAGUACCUCAUCAAUCUUAUCGAUUCUCCUGGACACGUCGACUUCUCAUCUGAAGUGACAGCUGCUCUUCGUAUCACUGAUGGGGCUCUUGUUGUGGUUGACUGUGUUGAAGGCGUGUGUGUCCAAACAGAAACAGUCCUCCGACAGGCCCUUGGAGAAAGGAUUAGACCUGUUUUGACUGUUAACAAGAUGGACAGGUGUUUCCUUGAGCUCCAGGUUGAUGGAGAGGAGGCUUACCAAACAUUCCAGAGGGUCAUUGAAAAUGCAAAUGUCAUUAUGGCUACUUACGAAGAUCCUCUCUUGGGUGAUGUUCAGGUUUACCCCGAGAAAGGUACCGUUGCCUUUUCUGCUGGUUUGCAUGGCUGGGCUUUCAACCUAACAAACUUCGCCAAGAUGUAUGCCUCCAAGUUUGGUGUUGAUGAGGGGAAGAUGAUGGAAAGGCUCUGGGGAGAGAAUUUCUUUGAUCCAGCCACAAAGAAGUGGACCACCAAGAAUACCGGUUCACCUACAUGUAAACGUGGAUUUGUUCAAUUCUGUUACGAACCUAUCAAGCAGAUUAUUAACACUUGCAUGAAUGAUCAGAAAGAUAAGCUCUGGCCCAUGUUACAGAAGCUUGGUGUUGUUAUGAAGUCUGAUGAGAAGGAUUUAAUGGGGAAGGCAUUAAUGAAGCGUGUGAUGCAGACAUGGCUUCCAGCUAGUACUGCCCUCUUAGAAAUGAUGAUCUUCCACCUUCCAUCACCUUCUAAGGCACAAAGGUACCGUGUGGAAAAUUUGUACGAGGGACCUAUGGAUGAUGCUUAUGCUACUGCUAUUAGGAACUGUGAUCCUGAUGGCCCUCUCAUGCUUUAUGUGUCAAAGAUGAUUCCAGCAUCUGAUAAGGGUAGGUUCUUUGCGUUUGGUCGUGUAUUCUCCGGCAGGGUCUCGACUGGUUUGAAGGUCAGAAUCAUGGGUCCUAACUAUGUCCCGGGAGAGAAAAAGGACUUGUACGUCAAGAGUGUUCAGAGAACUGUUAUUUGGAUGGGUAAGAGGCAGGAAACUGUUGAGGAUGUACCGUGUGGGAACACAGUUGCUAUGGUUGGUCUAGAUCAAUACAUCACCAAAAAUGCAACCCUGACCAAUGAAAAGGAAGUCGAUGCACACCCAAUUAGAGCAAUGAAGUUCUCCGUGUCACCUGUUGUACGUGUUGCUGUUCAGUGCAAGGUUGCGUCUGACCUUCCGAAGCUUGUUGAAGGUUUGAAGCGUUUGGCCAAGUCAGACCCUAUGGUUGUCUGUACCAUUGAGGAGUCUGGUGAGCAUAUUAUUGCUGGUGCUGGAGAACUCCACCUGGAGAUAUGCUUGAAGGACUUGCAAGAAGAUUUCAUGGGUGGUGCUGAAAUUAUAAAAUCAGAUCCAGUUGUGUCCUUCCGUGAGACAGUUCUUGAGAGGUCCUCUCGCAUUGUUAUGAGCAAAUCACCUAAUAAGCACAACCGUCUGUACAUGGAAGCCAGGCCGUUGGAAGAGGGACUUGCUGAGGCUAUUGACGAUGGACGUAUUGGUCCAAGAGAUGAUCCAAAGCUUCGUUCUAAGAUCUUGUCUGAGGAGUUCGGUUGGGAUAAGGAGCUUGCAAAGAAAAUUUGGUGCUUCGGUCCUGAGACAACUGGUCCAAACAUGGUGGUUGAUAUGUGCAAGGGAGUCCAGUACCUUAAUGAAAUUAAAGAUUCUGUUGUUGCUGGUUUUCAGUGGGCUUCGAAGGAAGGCCCAUUGGCUGAAGAAAACAUGAGGGGCAUCUGCUUCGAAGUUUGUGACGUGGUUCUUCAUGCUGAUGCUAUUCACAGAGGUGGUGGUCAGGUCAUUCCAACUGCUAGGAGGGUUAUUUAUGCCUCCCAUCUGACUGCCAAGCCCCGUCUUUUGGAACCAGUGUACUUGGUGGAGAUUCAAGCACCAGAGCAGGCUCUUGGUGGUAUCUACAGUGUCCUGAACCAGAAACGGGGACACGUGUUUGAGGAAUUGCAGAGGCCAGGUACUCCACUUUAUAAUAUCAAGGCAUACUUGCCUGUUAUCGAAUCAUUUGGUUUCUCAAGUACCUUGAGAGCCGCAACUUCUGGACAAGCCUUUCCCCAGUGCGUGUUUGAUCACUGGGACAUGAUGUCAUCUGAUCCAUUGGAAGCAGGGUCGCAGGCUGCACAGCUUGUGAUUGAUAUUCGAAAGAGAAAGGGUUUGAAGGAGCAGAUGACACCACUCUCCGAGUUUGAGGACAGACUGUGAGUCAAUAAAGGCUUAAACCUUUGUGAAUUUAUUACCUCUGCGCGCUGUAAAAUUUAUAAUUUUUCUGGUUCUUAUAUUUUCGGUGUUCUAUUAAACUCUUGAGUCCGCUCCCAGAUUCUGAUAUUUGUUGCUUUUAGAUGUCACUAGGACAAAGAGUGUUGCUAUUCUUCAUUGCUUUAUCCUGAACCAUUUCCCUUUCGAGAAUCUUGGUAGAAUUUUUUAUUUUUUUA
Messenger RNA from Olea europaea var. sylvestris, 3034 nucleotides. RefSeq names its product elongation factor 2-like. Gene Ontology annotation, cellular component: cytosol; ribonucleoprotein complex. Gene Ontology annotation, molecular function: GTP binding; translation elongation factor activity; ribosome binding. Gene Ontology annotation, biological process: translational elongation. Bases 273 to 2804 code for a protein of 843 amino acids. The record is from RefSeq and is a predicted model, not a curated record. The transcript has 5 exons. Lineage: Eukaryota; Viridiplantae; Streptophyta; Magnoliopsida; Lamiales; Oleaceae.